Molecule: messenger RNA, 495 nt
Organism: Andrographis paniculata
Lineage: Eukaryota; Viridiplantae; Streptophyta; Magnoliopsida; Lamiales; Acanthaceae
Exons: 1
Coding region: 1-495 (164 amino acids)
Source: RefSeq, a predicted model, not a curated record
AUGUCCCCAUAUAGGCUCGUGUAUGGAAAAGCCUACCACUUACCUAUGGAACUCGAGCAUCGCGCGUAUUGGGCUAUUAAGUAUUUAAACUUUGAUCUUCUCCCCGCACAAGAGAAGCACGCCAAACGAUUGCUCGACCUAACUGAGUUCCGAUACCUUGCAUAUGAAAGCGCAAAAAUUUAUAAGGAGAGGAUAAAAUUCUAUCACGACAGGAAGUUGAAGAAGAAAGAAUUCACUGUGGGAUCCAAGGUUCUGUUAUAUGAUACUAGGCUUCACUUAUUUCCAGGGAAAUUGAGAUCACGGUGGACUGGGCCGUAUAUCGUCAGACAAGUUCUGCCAAGUGGAGCCAUAAGAAUUGACAAUGUGGACAACCCCAGAGAAAAUGAUUCAUUCCUUGUCAAUGGAGUGAGACUAAAAACCUAUAUUAAAGGGCCUGUGUUGCAGCGGGCCAACGCAGAUAUCAAUCUGGUGGAGGUCCAGAAACUCGCCCAAUGA